Messenger RNA from Cercospora beticola, 1818 nucleotides. RefSeq lists its product as uncharacterized. The record is from RefSeq and is a predicted model, not a curated record. Lineage: Eukaryota; Fungi; Ascomycota; Dothideomycetes; Mycosphaerellales; Mycosphaerellaceae.
AUGUUUACAUGCAGAUGUACCUCCUCACAGUACUUCAACACGACGCAGAGAACUGUUACGAGCGACAGCGCAGAGACUACAUCGUCGGCAGACUCGAGAUAUAUCGCACCUUAUGCAACACACCGCAGAUAUGUCUGGACAUUGGCUACAUGGCGCGGGAUAAAUUCUGCUGUCAAUUUCGUCACUGUUGGAACAGUUUUCGUCGGCGUUGACCCGGCAGCCUCUACUGCUUCGACUACCACGAUCUUCCACUCCGAGUACCGCAAUAAAUCGGUAGAGUUGUGGACAAGAACGGACACCAACUCCGAUGGAACUGUCACAGCAACAGCGACAGACUUGAGUGGAAGGGAAAUCACCUUGGCAUAUCCGACAGCCUAUAACACUAUUGAUGCCCGCGUCACAUGGGCUGUCCUGACACCUUCCAAAACCGACAGCUCCACGUGCUGCUGGUACAAUUUUGUGUCCGCCACUCCUCAAACUCCGAUAGUAUCUCCAGCACCGAAUACAGCCGCCGACGUUGAUGAUCCUCAAGGACUCAAAUAUACUCUGACCUACCUUUCCAGAGACAACCGCUAUAAUAUUCCGAAUGAGCAGCUGCAGUUUCCCUUGCCGGCUGCUGUUACUGAUGCGCCUAUGUGCAUAGCAGAUCUCUGCGGCAUUAGAGGUGGCGGAAUUCCACGAACACACAUCUCUGUUGGAACCACGCAAUCGUAUCUCUUGGCUACAACGACGACCACGCUGACUGGUAUUGGAACUCAGUUUCAAGUACUGCCUACGCCUCAAUUGCCGCAUCAUACGUUGGCCGUGGUGCCGGCUCCCACGAUACCCAUCGUCACCAGCAGCCCCGGCACACUCGCUGAGAGUCGUGCGGUGGACGAGCCUGCAAUACCGACUUCACAAGUCCCUGGUGAUGCUUCAGUUCAUGGUCCUGGUCCGCAGCAACCACCACAGAAAAGCGUCUCUCAGUCUUCACCGUUACCGAUUACCUUCAACUCUGUCACCCUUCAACCUCAAGCAUCAGCUGUGAUUAUCGAGGGCCAAACGCUUACCCUUGGCUCUGCUCUAACACUAGGCUCUGGACCUUUAGCGACUACCGUCGCUCUGCACAAGUCAGACUCUUCCAUCAUCCUCCAAAUCAACGAUAAGGCCUCCACUAUCCAGUUGUUUCCGACUCCGAAACCAGCACUGAUGGACCACCAUCUACCUCCAUCCUUCACAAUGGGUCCACAGGUCAUCACGGCAAAUUCAGAAUCUCAGUAUAUCAUCCAGGGAGAGACUCUUACACCGGGCUCUCGGAUCGUUAUCGCAGGCUCGACGAUCAGUCUCGCGCCGAAUGCACAAACACUGGUCAUCAAUGGACAAACACAGACUCAAGUGGCAGCCGCAAAUAUCACGCCCGCACCAAAGCUGACAAUCGGGUCGAUGGUUUUCACAGCCGAUCCCUCCUCCAAAUUUGUGAUCGAGGGCCAGACAUUGCAACCCGGAGGUGCGCCAAUAGUGCUCGAUGGAGGCAAAACGACAGUGAGUCUCGCGAGCAAUGGUGCUCAGAUCGUCGUGAAUGGCAGAACGACGGAUCUACAGCCCAAUGGAGCAGCCGCUUCGAUUACUGUUGGGUCGACAAUGUACACCGCGAAUGCUGAUGGCAGAUACGUCGUCGAUGGCCGGACAUUAGUUCCAGGAGGUUCUGCGAUUACAGUUCAUGGGACUACGUUGAGCCUGGGAUCUGGAGGAAGAUACAUCGUCGUUGAUGGGAAGACAGAAACGGUUGCACAGAGUACCAGUGGAGGGGAUGAAGCGGAGGGUGACAACGGACAGUGA